Molecule: messenger RNA, 987 nt
Organism: Lymnaea stagnalis (great pond snail)
Lineage: Eukaryota; Metazoa; Mollusca; Gastropoda; Lymnaeidae
Source: the annotation of a GenBank genome assembly
AUGUUUGGCCAUAUCAGUGACGAACUCUGCCAACUAAUUCUAACAAUAAACUUUGCCUCCAUCAGUCCCGUCCUGUCCUUGAUUGGUCUCUGUGGAAACAUCAUCAACAUCAUUGUCUUCAUGACGCAAGGUUUCAAUGACACGGUCAACAUUAGCCUUUUGGCUUUGGCCGUCAGUGAUAUGGGGGUGCUGCUGAAUAAUCUCAUUAUCGCUAUCUUCAACAAUCCCAUUCUACUCAGUGCAAACAUUUCAAUUGAACCGAGAGAGUUCCAGUCCUCCGUUGCUGGGUUGCCCAUCGCCUCCUUCAGCAAGAUCACCAGCUGGAUAACGGCGUACAUCACAUUCGAAAGAUGUCUGUGCGUUGUGGUCCCAUUGAGAGUCAAGAGAUUGGUCACUCCUAAACUCGUUGUUUUCAUAAUGGUUUCAAUCUAUGUGAUGAUGUUUGCAACCCUCAUACCCGAGUACAUGACCUUCUAUUUAGAUUGGAAAUAUUUUCCCGACAGAAACAAAACUCUGAUUGGUAUGGUGCCGAGAAGGUACAGCGAUGCUGUAAUUGGGAUAACUUUUACAAUUCACACUUUUAGUCAAUUUCUUUCAUUUUCUUUAAUUAUACUUUUCACAGUUAUUCUUAUUGCAGAGUUACAACAAAAAUCAAAAUGGCGUUCUAAAUCAAUAUCUGGAGCAGUGCAAGCGAUGAAAAUCAUGGAUAAGAAAGAAUCCAAGACAAUUAAAAUGAUAACGGCUAUCGCAGUCAUCCAUAUCCUCUGUUAUUUCCCGGCCAUCAUUGACUUGCUCAUUGCUGUCACUGUUCCAGAAUUUUACAUCGUCGGACUUUACAAGAACUCUUUUCUCAUAGCAUUUUCUUUGCCUAACUUGUUUGAAUGCUUGUAUUCGUCACUAAGUAUUUUUUUGUAUUACAGAAUGAGUACAAAGUACAGGCAAAUAUGUAACGAUAUUUUCAAACCAAUGAAGAUCAAAACGUUUUAA